AAAGACCAAAAGCCAAAGUGACCAUUAAACCUGCUCAACAUGUAUUCAGAGGAGACACAGUCACUCUCAGAUGUGACAUAAAUGGUGAAGGAGUCACUUUGAGUCACUGGUAUAAAGACGGCUUACCCAGGUUUUACAGUGAUCAGGAACACACAUUCAGUUCUGUUAAUGAGUCUGACGCAGGUAAAUACUCCUGUUAUGGAUCAGAAACAAAAGGAUCACACUGGUCACUAAUGAGUGAUGCAGUUACACUGACAGUAUCAGAUCCCAGAGCAGUUUUAAGCGUUUCUUCACAGAAGUGGUUGACUGAAGGAGAUCCAGUGACUCUGAUCUGUGAGGUUUACAGUUUCUCUACAGGCUGGACAUUCAGCUGGUUCACUUUAACUGUCUCAGCAGAGAACAGCUAUCAUUAUAAUCUGCUCUCAGACAGCAGCAGAGGAGCAGGAGGAAACUACACUGUCAGUUCUGCUGCUCUAAAUCACACAGGAGUUUAUGUGUGCAGAGCAGAGAGAGAGAAACCAGCCUAUAAAACACAGUACAGCAACACACAGCCACUAUUCGUCACUGUGUAA
This is a messenger RNA of Labeo rohita (rohu), 572 nucleotides long. Its product is annotated as low affinity immunoglobulin gamma Fc region receptor II-like. Gene Ontology annotation, molecular function: transmembrane signaling receptor activity. Gene Ontology annotation, biological process: cell surface receptor signaling pathway. NCBI's taxonomy places the organism in Eukaryota, Metazoa, Chordata, Actinopteri, Cypriniformes, Cyprinidae. The record is from RefSeq and is a predicted model, not a curated record. The transcript is spliced from 4 exons. The annotation marks the transcript as partial.